Molecule: messenger RNA, 1512 nt
Organism: Drosophila eugracilis
Lineage: Eukaryota; Metazoa; Arthropoda; Insecta; Diptera; Drosophilidae
Product: retinol dehydrogenase 13
Exons: 5
Coding region: 125-1336 (403 amino acids)
Source: RefSeq, a predicted model, not a curated record
GCGUUCAACAAUUGUGCUGUGCAGACAACGCCACAGAUUCAACCAUCGAUAGCCAGAAAGACCAAGUGCAAGGGAAGAAUAUCAUUUCAUAUAUAUACAAAUAUAUAUAAAGAAGCAUUCCAGGAUGGAGCGUCUGCUGACCAUGUUCGAGCAGGCGGAUCCCUUCUCCACGUGGUGGCCAACGAUUGCGGCCCUCACGGUGGGCAUUGUGAUUACGGUGCGUACCUUAAUGAGCGGCCAGCGCUGUCCGAACGACAAUCAAAUCAAGGAGCAAAUCGUGGUGGUCACAGGCGGUAAUAGCGGCAUUGGCUUUGAAAUAGCCCAGGCCUUGGCGGGUCGGGGUGGCCGGAUAAUCCUGGCCUGCCGGAAUCUCCAGGCCGGCGAAAGGGCAGCUUCUAUUAUCAAACGUGAGCUGGGAUGCCGCACCCCCUUAAGUGCCACUGAUGAUGAUGACAAUCCGGCGGAUAGGUACUUUGUGGAAGCCCGCUAUCUGGAUCUCUGUUCGCUGCGCAGUGUUCAUCACUUUGCCGGCCAGCUGAUGGCGGAAUUCGAGCGGAUCGAUGUUCUGGUGAACAAUGCCGGUGUGGUCUUUGCCAACACUCAGGUGCCCACGGAGGAUGGUUUCGAGCGGCAUAGUCAGGUGAACUACUUGGCCCCCUUCCUGCUGACCCAUCUGCUAUUGCCACAUCUGCAACGCUCGGAGCAGGGACGCAUCAUUUUCGUUUCGGCCCACGCCCAUCAGGGGGCCAAAAUCGAUUUCGACGAUCCACUGAAUGUGGGCACCUGGUCGGUCAAGUUCCACGCCCGCGAAGCCUUCGCUCACUCAAAGCUCUGCGUUGUUCUGGCCACCCGUUGGAUGGCCAGGGAACUGAAAGGUACCUCGGUCACGGUUAACUGCUGUACUCCGGGACUCGUCCGUGGGACUCGCCAUUUUCGCAACUCACCGCUUAUGUCGUCCAUCUGCGUGAAGGCGGUCACCUACCCGUGGAUGUGGCUCUUUAUGAAGAACGCCUACGAGGGAGCCCAGUGCGCCAUUCGCUUGGCCACCGAUCCCCAGCUAAAGGAAGUCACCGGCGAGUACUUCAACGACUGCGAAAUUGCGGAAAGUUCGGAGACGGCCAAAGACAAGGAGUUAGCCAAGAAGCUGUAUAUGCAAACCAUAAAAACUCUCGAGAGCGUUACCAAACUAACCGUCGACAGGGAGGCGUUCGGCAUGGAUUUGGAACUGGAGAUGGAGUCUGAACUGAGGCUAGAGGCUCCGGCGGAAGCGGAAACGGAAACGAACCAGGGAGCGGAUGAGGAGGAUGAGAAGGAGCAAAAGCAGCCAUUGGAGUGAUUUAUGCCUGGCACGCGGCCUGACUUCUUCGGGGACUGCCAACUGCAACGUCUAUUUGCAUUUGGUUUAACAAUUGCCGCAUUAGGCAGCCUCCUUUUCCUUUUUUAUACGGCUCCUCGGCUUUAUAUAGCCCACCCAUGAAAUUACCCUCAGAAAUAAAUGCAACUUUAAUGUGA